UAUGUCCACACAUGACCAUUUAAAACCAUCCUGGUAAUCCUUUAUCUUUUCUCAGACACCUGCAGAGUUGGUUAGUAGGACGGAGGGAUUAUACACUUUACUGGAGACAAUACAAAGACUUUAACAGCAGCAGCCAUGGUGGACGCCGCAGCAGCAGAACAGUUCCUGGACGCCAACCCGCAAUUCGCCAAAGAGUACUACGACAUCAAUUUCCGACCUAAGGUCAUCUCGGACCUGCUGGAUGGCAACCGUAAGACGGUGUUGGACAUCAGCAAGUUCCACGACCUGACGGCGGUGGACGAGAGCGAGAUCCUCUUCGACUUGGUGCGGGACAUCCAGGACAACCUGCAGAUGGAGAAGUCCGUCUUCAACCUCAUGAGACACCUCAGCUUCAUGAUGAGGGCCGACCGCAUGAGUCUCUUCAUGUACCGGCAGAGGAACGGUGUGGCUGAACUUGCAACAAGGUUAUUUAAUGUCCAUAAAGAUGCAGUGUUUGAUGAGUGUCUGGUGCCACCUGACAGUGAGAUUGUUUACCCGUUGGAUAUGGGCAUCGUGGGCCACGUGGCCACCAGCAAGAAGAUGGUCAACAUUCCUAAUGUGGCUGAGAGCCCUCAUUUCAGCGACUUUGUGGAUGAAUUGACGGAGUAUCAGACCAAGAACGUCCUAGCCAUCCCGAUCAUGAACGGUAAAGACAUGGUGGCGGUCAUGAUGGCCGUCAACAAGCUGGACGGGCCGUGCUUCACUGCCAAGGAUGAAGAGACCCUGAACAAGUACCUGAACUUUGCCAACCUGGUCCUGAGAGUUUUCCAUCUGAGCUACCUGCACAACUGUGAGACCAGGAAGGGACAGGUGCUGCUGUGGUCGGCCAGCAAGGUGUUUGAAGAGCUGACAGACAUAGAGAGGCAGUUCCACAAAGCCUUGUACACAGUCAGAGCUUUCCUCAACUGUGACCGCUACUCCGUGGGUCUGCUGGACAUGACCAAGACCAAGGAGUUCUUUGACCUGUGGCCUGUUCUGAUGGGAGAAGUUCCACCAUAUGAUGGACCCAAAACUCCUGAUGGCAGGGAAAUCAUCUUCUACAAAGUGAUUGACUACAUCCUCCACGGCAAAGAGGACAUCAAAGUCAUACCGAAUCCUCCUCCGGACCACUGGGCCCUGAUCAGCGGUUUACCAACCUACGUCGCAGAGACCAGUCUGAUCUGUAACAUAAUGAACGCAGCAGAGGAUGAAACUUUUGAAUUCCAGACAGAGCCUCUGGACAACUCUGGCUGGACCAUUAAGAACGUCCUGUCUAUGCCAAUUGUCAACAAGAAAGAGGAGAUAGUGGGUGUGGCCACGUUCUAUAACAGGAAGGAUGGGAAACCCUUUGAUGAAAUGGACGAAACACUGAUGGAGUCUCUGACCCAGUUCCUGGGCUGGUCGGUGCUGAACACCGACACCUAUGAUAAGAUGAACAAGCUGGAGAACAGGAAGGACAUCUUCCAGGACAUGGUGAUGUACCACGUCAAGUGUCGCAAGGAUGAAAUCCAGAACGUUCUGAACACCAGGGAGAGAUGGGGGAAGGAACCAGAUGAGUGCGAAGAGGAGGAGCUCCAAGAGAUUCUGUCUGAGGUUUUGCCGGACUCUAAGAAAGCUGAGAUCUUCGAGUUUCACUUCUAUGACGCUCAUCACACUGAACUGGACCUGGUGAAGUGUGGCAUCAAGAUGUACUAUGAACUGAAAGUGGUGGACAAGUUUCACAUUCCCAGAGAGGCCCUGGUGAGAUUCGUAUACUCCUUAAGUAAAGGCUACAGGAAGAUCACCUACCACAACUGGAGGCACGGAUUCAACGUCGGGCAGACCAUGUUCACCCUGCUGAUGACAGGUGAUCUGAAGCGUUACUACACAGACCUGGAGUGUAUGGCCAUGGUGACCGCUGGCCUCUGCCAUGAUAUUGACCACAGAGGAACCAACAACCUCUAUCAGAUGAAGUCUGGUAAUCCUCUGGCGAAGCUUCAUGGCUCCUCCAUCUUGGAAAGACACCAUCUGGAGUUUGGCAAGACUCUGCUGAGAGAUGAUGCGUUGAACAUUUAUCAGAAUCUGAACCGCCGUCAACACGACCUCGUCAUCCACCUCAUGGACAUUGCCAUCAUCGCCACUGACCUGGCUCUCUAUUUCAAGAAGAGGGCGAUGUUCCAGAAGAUUGUGGACCAGUCCAAGACCUACGAGAACUGGAACGACUGGACCAAGUACAUGAUGCUGGAGACCACGCGUAAAGAGAUCGUCAUGGCCAUGAUGAUGACUGCCUGUGACCUGUCUGCUAUCGCCAAACCGUGGGAGGUUCAGAGCAAGGUGGCGCUGUCUGUAGCUGCAGAGUUCUGGGAGCAGGGAGACCUCGAGAGGACAGUCCUGGAGCAACAGCCGAUUCCGAUGAUGGACAGAAACAAAGCAGACGAGCUGCCGAAGCUGCAGUGUGGUUUCAUCGACUUUGUCUGCGCUUUUGUGUACAAGGAGUUCAGCCGUUUCCACGUGGAGAUCACUCCCAUGCUGGACCGCCUGUUGAACAACAGGAAGGAGUGGAACGCCCUGAAGGAGGUGCACGAGGCCAAACUGGCCGCCCUCGAGGAGGCCAAGAAAGCCAAGGAGGAGGCAGCUCAGCAAGCUGUGGCAUCCAAACAGGCGGCGGGUGCAGCCCAGGCACAAUCAAAGACUUGUAUUCUGAGCUAAAUCUAUUGUUGUGGUCCAACACUGGAUUUCCCCAGUUUUUUUUUUUUUUUUGGUGGGAUUUUGUGAGAUCACACCUGAAAAAUCUAGCUUCCAGAGAGGGCAUCUCUCACUGUCUCCUCCAGCUGCAUUUAUUUAAACCUUCCUUCUGCUCUGCUUCUUCCUGUCCCUACUUUGAUACUGUAUUACUCAUUAGAUGCACUGGGCUUGAUGGUGUGUUCAGGUGUUUGUUGGAAGCUCCAACAUAUAAGAUUUGAGAAUCAGCUACCAAAAAGCAUCACAUGCAGCGGUCUAUGUAGUGUACGCUGUCUGAAAAUCAAAUCUGGCAGAGCUGCAGUAAGGAAACAUGGACCUUGUCAAAAUUUGGAAGCUUUUUUCCAUUCAAAAUGUUCUUGUUAAUAUGACAACUCAGGCGUUGAAUGUCAGCUACCUACAAGCCAUUUCAAUACACCAACAAGACAGUUUCCAGAACAGUCGCUACUUCCACAGUAUUACCAUGCAUGACUCUUUAAAGAGAUUUAUAAAGCUGCAGCAGCAGCUGCAUAGAAAGAUACAUGAUAUAGAAAAUGUUGAGUAGCACUCAGUCUGUUGAGUAGCUAAUGGACAAACCAUCAGUUUGUUCCUGAGUAUCUGUGAUGAUGGCUGGUGUGUUAACCGCAGAUGGAAUCUACACCAACCUUUAAUCUGUGCUUGUUCAACAAAUCCAGCACCUCCAGAUUAAACUUGAUGCUCGUGUGUCAGCUUGGAAUUUGUGUCAACAGUACAUGCGCUAAGAUAAUAUUUACUGU
This is a messenger RNA of Lates calcarifer (barramundi perch), 3491 nucleotides long. It is a transcript of the gene pde6a, whose product is annotated as phosphodiesterase 6A, cGMP-specific, rod, alpha. The transcript has 24 exons. Lineage: Eukaryota; Metazoa; Chordata; Actinopteri; Centropomidae. Gene Ontology annotation, biological process: signal transduction. Gene Ontology annotation, molecular function: 3',5'-cyclic-nucleotide phosphodiesterase activity; protein binding. Bases 136 to 2706 code for a protein of 856 amino acids. The record is from RefSeq and is a predicted model, not a curated record.